This is a messenger RNA of Nematocida minor, 177 nucleotides long. RefSeq lists its product as uncharacterized. The transcript has a single exon. Lineage: Eukaryota; Fungi; Microsporidia. The coding region runs from base 1 to 177 and encodes 58 amino acids. The record is from RefSeq and is a predicted model, not a curated record.
AUGGAGAAAGAAAAAGGAGAGUGUCUGAACAAAUUAGUCGUAGUGCAGUACUCAGGCGGUGAAAUACGAGGAACAUGCAAGGCCGUCGAUGUUUACCUAAACGUAGCCAUAGAAACAGAGGACAGCAUUCACAUAAUAAAAGGAAGCCAAAUACAAAACAUCACAGAGGCCAUGUGA